This is a messenger RNA of Melanotaenia boesemani (Boeseman's rainbowfish), 5023 nucleotides long. It is a transcript of the gene grin1a, whose product is annotated as glutamate receptor, ionotropic, N-methyl D-aspartate 1a. The record is from RefSeq and is a predicted model, not a curated record. The coding region runs from base 204 to 3110 and encodes 968 amino acids. The transcript has 23 exons. Lineage: Eukaryota; Metazoa; Chordata; Actinopteri; Atheriniformes; Melanotaeniidae. Gene Ontology annotation, biological process: ionotropic glutamate receptor signaling pathway; monoatomic ion transport; regulation of membrane potential. Gene Ontology annotation, cellular component: plasma membrane; neuron projection; NMDA selective glutamate receptor complex. Gene Ontology annotation, molecular function: NMDA glutamate receptor activity.
CAUUCCUCCGCAUUGCCCAUAACCAGCUAUUUUUUCACACUUGUCUUUCUUUUUUGGAGAAUUCCUCUUCCUUUUCUGGCCUCUCCUCCCGCGCUCACGCCGCCCACCUGGAUCGUGUCUGCAUUCAUCUAUCUGUGCCGAGCCGACCCGCCACCGGGGAGAAAAGCGACCGGGCUGCACUGUGCUGUUUGGCGAUCCACGCCAUGCGUCUGUUUCUGCUGGCGGUGCUCUUCUCGUGCUCCUGCGCGCGGGCCGGCUGCGAGCCGAAGAUUGUCAACAUUGGGGCCGUUUUGAGCCAGAAGAGAUACGAGCAGAUCUUCAAAGAUGCCGUGACUCAAGCCAACCUGAUCUACGGCAGAGAUAAGUUCAAGCUGACCGCCAUCUCGGUAACGCAUAAACCCAACGCCAUCCAGAUGGCUCUGUCCGUGUGCGAGGACCUCAUCUCCAGUCAGGUCUAUGCUAUCCUGGUGAGUCACCCUCCCCAGUCCAAUGACCACCUCACUCCGACGCCUGUCUCUUACACUGCAGGCUUCUACCGCAUCCCCGUGGUGGGGCUCACCACCCGCAUGUCCAUCUACUCUGACAAGAGUAUCCAUUUGUCCUUCCUGCGGACAGUGCCCCCCUACUCCCACCAGGCCCACGUUUGGUUUGACCUGAUGCGUGAGUUUAACUGGAACCACAUCAUCCUGAUCGUGAGCGAUGACCACGAGGGGAGAGCUGCUCAAAAGAGGCUCGAGACCCUCUUGGAGGAGAGAGAAACAAAGAAUAAAAAAAGGAACUAUGAAAACCUCGACCAACUGUCCUAUGACAACAAGCGAGGACCUAAGGCAGAGAAAGUCCUCCAGUUCAGCCAGGAGACUAACUUAACUGCCCUGUUGCUGGAGGCUAAAGAGCUGGAGGCCCGAGUCAUCAUCCUGUCUGCCAGCGAGGAAGAUGCUGCUGCAGUGUACAAGGCUGCUCGCAUCCUCAACAUGACGGGCUCAGGCUACGUGUGGCUGGUGGGCGAGCGGGAGAUGACGGGUAAAGCCCUGAGUGAGGCGCCAGAUGGUCUGAUCAGCCUCCAGCUCAUCAAUGGGAAGAAUGAAUCGGCCCAUAUCAACGAUGCUGUGGCUGUGGUGGCCCAGUCCAUUCAAGAGCUCUUUGAGAAGGAGAAUAUCACAGAACCUCCAAGAGGAUGCGUGGGCAACACCAACAUAUGGAAAACAGGACCCCUUUUCAAACGGGUGCUGAUGUCAUCGAAGUAUCCAGAGGGCAUGACGGGACGUGUCGAGUUCAAUGACGAUGGAGACAGGAAGUACGCACACUACAGCAUACUCAACUACCAGAAGACACGCUUAGUUCAAGUCGGCAUUUACAAUGGAACACAGGUGGUAAUGAACAAUCAGCGGAAGAUCAUCUGGCCCGGGGGAGAGACGGAGAAACCUCAAGGCUUCCAGAUGUCCACUCGAUUAAAGAUAGUGACGAUACACCAGGAGCCAUUUGUGUACGUGAAACCCACGAUGCCGGACGGAACAUGCAAGGAGGAAAUGACAUUAAAUGGAGUCUUAAUUAAAAAGGUUAUCUGCACUGGGCCCAAUGAGACCAUCCCAGGUAACACAUCAGGACGCCCAAUUGUACCCCAGUGUUGUUAUGGAUUCUGUAUUGAUCUCCUGAUCAAGUUGGCUAUGACCAUGAACUUUACCUAUGAGGUACACCUGGUGGCUGAUGGAAAAUUUGGAACUCAGGAGCGGGUAAACAACAGUAACAAGAAGGAGUGGAAUGGCAUGAUGGGAGAGCUCUUGGGGGGUCUGGCUGACAUGAUUGUUGCCCCGCUGACUAUAAACAAUGAACGAGCCCAGUACAUCGAGUUCUCCAAACCCUUUAAAUAUCAAGGCCUCACUAUCCUUGUGAAAAAGGAAAUCCCUCGCAGUACACUGGACUCGUUUAUGCAGCCGUUCCAAAGCACGCUGUGGCUGCUGGUGGGUCUUUCGGUGCAUGUGGUGGCGGUGAUGCUUUACCUUCUAGACCGGUUCAGUCCAUUUGGAAGAUUUAAAGUAAAUAGUGAAGAAGAAGAAGAAGAUGCCCUCACCUUGUCAUCUGCCAUGUGGUUCUCCUGGGGGGUGUUGCUGAACUCUGGAAUAGGAGAAGGUGCCCCGCGUAGCUUCUCAGCGAGAAUCCUGGGCAUGGUGUGGGCUGGCUUCGCUAUGAUCAUUGUUGCUUCCUAUACUGCCAACCUGGCUGCCUUCCUGGUGCUGGACCGGCCUGAGGAGCGCAUCACUGGCAUCAAUGACCCGAGGCUGAGAAACCCAUCAGACAAGUUCAUCUACGCCACGGUAAAACAAAGCUCUGUGGACAUCUACUUCCGGCGGCAGGUGGAGCUUAGCACUAUGUACCGCCACAUGGAGAAGCACAACUAUGAGAGUGCUGCCGAGGCUAUCCAAGCUGUGCGUGACAACAAGCUGCAUGCUUUCAUCUGGGACUCUGCGGUGCUGGAGUUUGAAGCCUCGCAGAAGUGCGACCUGGUGACCACGGGAGAGCUGUUUUUCCGUUCGGGCUUUGGCAUAGGCAUGCGCAAGGACAGCCCCUGGAAACAGAAUGUGUCCCUGGCCAUUCUCAGUUCUCAUGAGAAUGGCUUCAUGGAAGACCUAGAUAAAACCUGGGUGAGAUACCAGGAGUGUGACUCAAGGAGCAAUGCCCCAGCCACACUCACCUUUGAAAACAUGGCAGGAGUCUUCAUGCUGGUCGCUGGAGGCAUUGCGGCAGGGAUCUUCCUCAUUUUCAUCGAAAUCGCUUAUAAGCGCCAUAAAGACGCCCGCAGGAAGCAGAUGCAGCUGGCCUUUGCGGCCGUCAAUGUUUGGAGGAAGAACUUGCAGGACAGUAAGGAGACCUCUGGGAGUCAAGCGGUGGCUGGGACACCCUCUUUACCCUCUUCCUCUCUAGAGACUCAGGAUGAUAGGAAAAGUGGUAGAGCAGAGCCCGACCCCAAAAAGAAAGCCUCUUUUAGGUCCAUCAGUACCACCCUGGCCUCCAGCAUCAAGAGACGUAGGUCCUCCAAAGACACGCAGUACCCACCCACUGACAUCACAGGUCAACUCAACUUGUCAGACCCGUCUGUCAGCACUGUGGUGUAAAGAGAGGGCGACGCUGAAGGUUCGCUACCCAAGGAGAGAGGAAAGGAGACGAGGAGGGGAAGAGAUGAAACAGAGGGGGAAGACUGCCAGCUCCCCUUCAUGGCCAAAGCCGAAACCACAGAGGGUUUUGGGAGGAAACUUUGUGCUGAAGAAAUGUCCAACAACACUGAACCUGCACAUUUUUUUUUUCUUUUUUUAAAGACAGAAUCACCUGGUCUUAGAUGUCUGUAGGGACCCUGAGCAUGCACAGAAUAACCCACCUGACUCACAUAUACAAUAUUUUCCUUCUGUAUAUUAUUAUGUACUUAUUUAAUCUUCUUUUGUCCUUUUACUGACAAAACCUUAAUAUUUGAUGUUUUUGGAAUAUCUGAGCAGGUUCCAAUAUCUUUUUAGUAAGCCAGGUCUAGUUUGGUUAAGUUUAGGGAUAAGUUGGUUUUGGUGCACAUAUUGCACAUGACAUAUCACUUCCAAUUAGGGCCUGGAUAACGCAGUAAAAGUUAAUAUUUCUUAAAAACAUUUAGUGCAAUACAUGAUGUACUGUAAGCCUCAAUGGAGAAGAAAUAUUUUUAUUAGGAACUGUGUUUUUAUCUACACUUUAAAGGUUUUUAGAUAAAAUCUCUUUAUUGGGAAGCACUAAUAAUAGCACUAAAAGUGAACUUAUGGCUUAAGUUGAAGAAAGCAUGUGCGUGCUUGUAUAUAAAUAAGAGCUUUAUGUAUCUAAAUAUUUGUUAUUUUGUAAGCUAUAUAGAAGAUUCUGAAAAUGUUAAAAUCAUCUUUCCCCUUUUAAUUUGCACUAACAGGCCAAAGGCACUUAUUAUGAGUAAUGACUCAAGUUUCAAUUCUUACUAAAGAUUUACUUCUUUUGAUUGCAAGAGGUAAAGAUAUAUGGAAGAUUAUAUAUUAUUCAGUAAUUUGAUUAAUUGAAGUGUUUUUUUUUUUUUAUAUAUAUACAUAUAUAUUUAGCCAUGACACAAGGCCUUUGCAUUUGGGAAAACUCUCUCUCUCUCUCUCUUCCUCUCUCCUGCAGCAGCAGUCUUUCUCAUUUCUACCAUUUAAGGGGUUGCAUCAAAGGGCCAGGUUUUUCACCCAACCAGCUCUCGGUCUUUCCUGCAAAACCCUCCCAAUCCGGAGACUUUUACAUGAAGGCACCAGAGUGACUUGAGAGCUCGCCACAGCUUGUGAGCUUGCGUGCAGAUCUUGGUUAGUUGCAAAAACAGGCCGUUUCCCAUUUUCUGGAGGUGAGAAACCACUGCUGUUUAUAAGAUCAUAUCCUCUGUGGUGUCUGGCACUACAUUGCACUUUAUGCAGAGAGGUCUCCCAAAAAAAAAAAAAAAAACAUACUGCAUUACCAACGAACUGCGACAAAACGCUGACAUAUGUUUUCAUUGCAAAGUGUUUCACAAAUUCUCUUUAUUUUACUUUAUUAUAGGAACAGUAGGAUUUACAAAGUCUUUCAAAUGUUACAUUAAAAUGACCACAGAAAAAUAUUGUUUUUUUUUUUUAGACCAAGAGGCUGCUUAGCAUACCCUCAUUUAGGCCUGUGCAUGCUUAAGUGUUAAUUCCAGUGCUUUAGUUUGUUUUGGAUGUAUGCUAUUGACAUGUACGGUUAGCUAAGCUGUAUGGAGCACUCAAAGAGAAUGAAAUGUAAAUAGAAAACAGUUUUGUGUAUGAGGAGUUAUACUGCACUUGUACUGCGACUGCAGCUGAGAAUGUCUUCGAUUAUAGUUAUAAACCCACACAGUAGUCAUGAUACACAGGCAUGCAUCCACACACACAAAUUUACACACAUGCACAUUAAAAAACCCUUAAAGGAGGAUUUACUUGUUUUUCUUACCUUUUCCAGUUGAAAUCUCGCAUUGAAUCAUUUUGUUUAUAAGACUGUAAAUAAAAUAUGCCAACAUUGCUGAAAUGAA